AUGGCUACAGGUCAGCCAUCUAAGGCUCCCCAGAGCCGUCGGGUUGGGGAGCAUUGGAGCGGUGCUAAUCCCAUUCCGACCAUUCAUCACUUUAUGGAACAUAUCGACGCCGACAAGAAGGAACGCGAUCGCAGGAUAGAUGAAGAAAAUAGAGCCAAGAAAGAAAGGGCUGCACGUGCAAAAGCGCAGGGAAAAUAUGGACAGCAAUCAGAGCAAGCAGACCAAGGGGAUCAAAAAGAGGGGGACGUUGUUGCUCAUAAGCCACGCGAAGUUUCUCAGGCCAAGAUGCGUACCGUGACAGACCCUACCACGGGUAAGGACAUCGGUAUUGAAGAUCAAGACGAGACAUCCAUGGAAGCUGUUAAGAAUCCAAUGUUGACGGUUCCGAAUGCAAAUAUUGGGAAACCCACGAACGUUCAAACAAGUGCCGACCAGGAUCUUGCAGAGUAUAAAGAAAAGCAAGAUAUUACAGCACCCCCCGAUCCCAUCGCCGAAGGCACGACUUCCGAUGUUCCUAUUCGAGGAGAAAAGACAAAUGUUCUAUUCCACCCCACGCCAACUGUCUCAUAUCAGCCCAUGUUUGAUUCAUUACAAAAGCGUGCAACGGGUCUUUGCAUUGGGAUACCUCUGGCCAUAAUUGUAAUAGGGCGGAUGUUCGGAGGAUCUCUUUGGGGCCUUAUUCCCUUGGCCGCAUGCAUUACGAGUGGCGUGUGGUUAUGGAUGCAGGAAGUCAUUCGCAGCGGUCGGGCAAUGGAGUGGAGCAGUGAGCAUCUUCGUGGCCAGAUGGCUACUGCCAACCUCCUUCCUGAAUCUGUCGAGUGGCUGAACAGUUUCCUCGGCGUCGUGUGGGGACUUGUGAACCCAGAGAUGUUGACACCUGUGGCUGACACAAUCGAAGAUAUCAUGCAAGUCUCUGCGCCCAAGGUUGUAGAGAAUGUUCGAAUCGCAGAAAUCGACCAGGGCAACAACCCGCUCCGAAUUUUGAGCAUGCGGGCUCUUCCCGACGACCAUGUGCAGGAUUUGAAAGAAAACAUCCGCGAGGAAAAUAGAAAGAACAAGGAUCCACAGGAAGCUGCUGCUGCCGAAGAAGGAGGAAGUUAUUACAACAUGGAAGCCUCUUUUGCCUAUCACGCAAAGCCAAGUGGACAGACUGCCUCAUCAAAAGCACGCAAUAUGCACAUGCAACUAGUCUUCUAUCUGGGCAUUCGAGGCUUAUUUGGCGUGCCAUUUCCUGUAUUCGUGGAGCUGAUUGAACUCGUCGGAACCGUCCGCAUGCGCUUCCAAAUGAUGCCCGAAGCACCGUUUAUGAAGGAUGUGACUUUCACUUUAGUUGGCAUUCCCCACGUCAGGGCUGGCUGUAUGCCAAUGUUCCGAACGGGAGUGAAUGUCCUGAACUUACCAUUGAUCUCCAACUUUGUCAACUCCGCCAUUAGUACCGCAUGUGGCAUGUUUGCAGCUCCUAAGUCAAUGACCAUGGACCUUGGCAUGAUGUUGACAGGAGAUGACAUCCACAAAGAUACUUCGGCUCUGGGUGUGAUGUGGAUUCGCAUUCACCGCGCUGUCGGCUUGAGUAAACAGGAUGCUCGUGGCAGCGAGGGUGGUGGCAGUGAUCCAUACAUCAAUCUGUCUUUCUCGAAGUAUGGCAAGCCCAUGUAUUGUACUCGUGUGAUUACGGAUGACCUCAAUCCAGUAUGGGAAGAGACAGCCGCCCUUCUUGUGACACCAGAAUUGAUCAAGGCCGAUGAAAACUUGAGCAUCGAGCUUUGGGACUCUGACCGCAACACCGCAGAUGAUAUUGUCGGCAAGGUUGAGUUACCUAUCCGUGAGAUGCUUCAGCACCCCAGUCAGAUGUAUCCUCAGGUCUCGAAGCUUCAGGGUAUGGACGAGGGCAGCGAAAUGCCUGGUCAACUGCAUUGGGAAGUGGGAUACUUUGGGAAACCAAAGCUCCGCCCUGAGCUGCGUACUGAUGGCAAGAAGAAAGACCUUCCUGCAAACCUAAGAGGCGAUCCUACUUUCGAAGACGAGAAGGGAGCUAUCAACAACGAAGAAGAAGAUGCCGUUAUGCAUACACCACCUGAUCCAAUAUGGCCUAGCGGUAUUGUGCACAUUGUUGUGCACCAGAUCGUCAAUCUUCAGCUUGCCAAUAUCAAGGGCAGCGAUGGGAAUCGCAAGGGCAAGGAAUAUGAGCCGGCGAAGCCAUAUGGUGAGAACACAGAGGAGCAGGGUGAUGACCUCCCAACGAGUUACUGCAAGGUUAUGUUGAACGAUCAACUGAUCUAUCGCACUCGGGCGAAGGCUGUGAGCUCUAAUCCUAUCUUCAAUGCAGGAACUGAACGAUUUGUUCGCGACUGGCGCUCAGCUAUCGUGACCAUUACCGUCCGAGAUCAGCGCUAUCGCGAGCAUGACCCUAUCCUUGGCGUUGUCCCUGUCAAGCUGUCCGAUAUUCUUCAAACCAGCUCACAAGUGACCCGAUGGUAUCCUCUUGACGGUGGUAUUGGGUUUGGACGCAUCCGUAUUUCUCUUUUGUUCCGCCACGUGGAGACAAAGCUACCAGCUCCAAUGCUUGGCUGGGAUGUUGGCACCUUUGAAUUUGCUGGACAAAGUAUCACUGCAAAGGACUUUGGCCGACACACUAAGAUCAAGCUGCGCACCGGUGGGAGCGUUGGAAAGGUCACCCGGCACAAGUGCCAUUUGCAAGGAAAUGACGCGGUAUUCGAUACCUCCGACAGUACUUUCCGUGACUCACUGCGCAUGCCUGUGAAGCACCGAUACCGCUCCCCGAUUGUGUUCGAGUUCCAUAACAAGGGCAAGCGAGGCGCAGCAGGGUACGCUAUUUUAUGGCUCCAACAUCUUAUCGAUAACGAGGAAACGGACAUCGACCUUCCUAUCUGGACGACAAAGAUGGGUGCUCGCUUGACACAGAAUUACAUCACAGAGGAGAAUUGGAAGGCCAAGCAAAAACCUGGGCUCGAAGACUUAACGGUAGUGGGACGUCUGCAAUUCCGAUGCAAGUUCUCACCGGGAAUUGACGAAUCGCACGAGCAUUUCGUGGUUGACAACGACUCCCGUGAGACCUUCGAGACUUGGGAAGCGUGUAUGUCCCAGGGUGUUCGUACCCGCACUGUGCAAAUUGAAGUUCCUGCAGAAGUGCAGGAAAAGCACGAGCAGUCUUUAAUCGAUGGACGGGAUGUGUUGAAACAAGCCUCACCCUCUGAGCGUCAGCGUUGGAUUGACCGCCAAGGCCAAGACUGGAGUGGUGCGUUUGGUCAAGACCCGCGUGCCUAUACUGAUUCCAUUGGGCGCAAGGUCGCCGAGCCUGGCCGGGACCAGCCUCGCCAUGACCCGUACACACCUCCCCCACUCAAGGGCCAGGCUCCUCAUCGAGCCAGUCUCCAAAGUGAAGAGGACUACAAUGAGGACACCUCAGAAUCAGAUGAUGAACUUGAGUCCUUAUCUAAUGGACCCUCAACAAUUAGCGGGAGUGCUGGGGCUGGGGCACCUUCGUCACAAGCUAGUAUGAGUACCAGCCAGAUAAACAAGGCGAAUAAACACAGUGAGCAGCGACAGCAGCGAGGUCUCAUGCAGUGGCGGCCUGCGCGGAAUGCUGCUUUUGCCAAAGAUGAGGCCAAGUAUGCGCUUCGUAAGAUCAAGAAGAGGGUCGGAGCAGGCGGCCUCACUGGUCGUGAGCCAGAUGUUGAGACCGAGACUUAA
Penicillium vulpinum is the source of this 3711-nucleotide messenger RNA. Its product is annotated as C2 domain protein. NCBI's taxonomy places the organism in Eukaryota, Fungi, Ascomycota, Eurotiomycetes, Eurotiales, Aspergillaceae. Gene Ontology annotation, molecular function: lipid binding. The transcript has 5 exons. The record is from RefSeq and is a predicted model, not a curated record. The coding region runs from base 1 to 3711 and encodes 1236 amino acids.